GAGGAGGAGGAGGAGGAGAGAAGAGAGGAGGAAGAGGAGGAGGAGGGCAGGCGGCGAUGGCGUUCAUGGAGAAGCCGCCUGCCGGCAAGGUGCUGCUGGACGACACGGCACCUCUGAGCGCGGGGAUCGAAGCGAGCCAGAGCCUGCACUCGCACACGGAGUACAUCAUCCGUGUGCAGAGGGGGAUUUCCAUAGAAAACAGCUGGCAGAUCGUGAGAAGAUACAGCGACUUCGACUUACUCAACAGCAGUUUGCAGAUUUCAGGUCUAAGCCUACCUCUUCCUCCCAAAAAACUGAUUGGCAACAUGGAUCGGGAGUUCAUAGCUGAAAGACAGAAGGGCCUCCAGAACUAUCUCAAUGUCAUCACCACAAAUCACAUCCUGUCCAAUUGUGAGCUGGUUAAGAAGUUCUUAGACCCCAACAACUACUCUGCAAAUUAUACCGAAAUUGCCUUGCAGCAGGUUUCGAUGUUCUUUCGAUCCGAGCCAAAGUGGGAGGUGGUGGAGCCACUGAAAGACAUAGGUUGGAGGAUCCGGAAGAGGUAUUUCCUAAUGAAGGUCAAGAGCCAGCCCAAGGAGCGCCUGGUGCUGAGCUGGGCUGACCUUGGCCCUGACAAGUACCUCUCAGAUAAGGACUUUCAGUGGAUAGUCAAACUCCUUCCCUCCUGCUCGCACCCGUACAUCUACCGGGUCUCCUUUGCCACGGCCAGCGAGUCCUCCGCCUUGGUCAUCCGGGCCUUUAACGAGAAGGGAACGCUGAAGGACCUCAUCUACAAGGCAAAGCCAAAAGACCCGUUCCUCAAGAAAUACUGCAAUCCCAAGAAGACUCAGGGCCUUGAGCUCCAGCAGAUAAAGGCCUUUGGGCGGCAGAUCCUGGAGGCAUUGAAGUUCCUCCACGAAAAGGGAUUUCCUUAUGGACAUCUUCACUCCUCCAAUGUGAUGCUGGAGGGAGACACGUGCCAGCUGCUGGACCUCGAGAACUCCUUGCUGGGGCUCCCUUCCUUCUACCGAUCCUAUUUCUCGCAGUUUAGGAAAAUUAAUACGUUAGAGAGCGUGGACGUCCACUGCUUCGGACAUUUACUUUAUGAAAUGACCUACGGCCGGCCCCCGGACUCCGUGCCAGUGGACACGUUCCCGCCUGCCCCGUCCGAGGCUGUGGUGGCCGUGCUGGAAGUCCUGCUGUCUCAGGAAGCCUGUAAGAACGGCAUGCCCACCGUCUCCCGCCUCUUACAGAUGCCAUUGUUCAGUGAUGUUUUAUUAAUCAGUUUAGAGAAGCCGCAGUUUAAGAUCCCCACUAAGUUAAAAGAGGCACUGAAGGUUGCCAAAGAGUGCAUAGAGAAGCGGCUCACCGAAGAGCAAAAACUGCUUCACCAGCAUCGGAGAUUGACAAGAGCCAAGUCCCACCACGGCUCCGAGGAAGAGAGGAGGAAACGGAAGAUUUUAGCCCGGAAGAAAUCCAAACGCUCGGCCUUCGAGAGCAGCGAGGAGCAGUCGGUCAAGUACAGCAACUCCAAUAAUUCAGCAGGAUCUGGGGCAAGUUCCCCGCUGACGUCCCCAUCGUCUCCAACCCCGCCCUCGACAGCAGGCGCGUCCACGAUCCCGCCGCCACCUGCACCUCCCCCUCCCCCGGGGGCGCCGCCGCCCCCCCCCAUGGAUGCACCCACACCACCGCUCUUCCCGCCUCCGGCCGCGAACGGGUCCGGUCGAGGAGCCUUACUCAGCUCCAUUCAGAAUUUCCACAAAGGUACUUUGAAGAAAGUGAAGACGUGUGACCACAGCGUGCCCAGGACCUGCUGAAGCCGGGCACCGGCCGCCCCGCCCCGCCCCUCCCCGCCCCUCCCCGCCCCCCCCCGCGGCCGCCACGGCGACGCCCCUCGGCGCACUCCCACGCUUCGGCGUCGAGUGGCCGAGGAGCCGGGAGGGCGGCACCGAGCAGCUCCCCGCCCGGGUGACCAACGGCGCCUCGGCGGCCGCCCACCAACUGAAUCAGAAAGCAGGGCAGCAGUGACUCCUCCCCCCAUGGCAGCAAGUGCACUUUGUGUCGCGGCCUUCCCUUCCAGGGCCCCCGGAACUCCCCAAGCUCGGCUCCUUCAGCUUCCUCCCUACCAGAGUCUGCCUAAGAGCACGGCCCGAGAAUGGCCGGGAAAAUGGCGGCCGUGUGCCGAGUUCUCGGAGGGACUCGCCCUGGAGGCCCCAAAUGGCCACUUUCUAAGGAAUCAGAACCUUUUGGAAAGGGACGGGAGCGUUAAUGGGAUUCAUCGGACAGCCAGGGAACGCGUCUACCAUUUUACAUAGAAUCAGCUGAAGGCCAGGGAAGGUUUCUUACGACACAUUUAACAUCGUUAAGAAAUGACCAUCUUGGGAAAACUGAACAUAGAUACACCUUACAUAUUCUUAAUAUCGAUUUGAAAAGAUCCUUUAUUUUAUAAUUUGCUUAAACCUUUAAACAAAUUGCACUUUAAAGGAUUAUAGAUAAUCCAUUUUUGAAUUCAAGUAUACAUACAUCAGUGUUUGUUUCUAUGCAGAGAGAAUGUCAUUGUGUAUAGUUUCAUGUAACCUGUGAUGAUAUAUAUUCAGUUGUAUUUUUUAUUAAAAGAAUAAACCAUGCCAAGAGAA
This is a messenger RNA of Antechinus flavipes (yellow-footed antechinus), 2615 nucleotides long. RefSeq names its product PX domain containing serine/threonine kinase like (gene PXK). The transcript is spliced from 18 exons. Gene Ontology annotation, cellular component: early endosome; extrinsic component of endosome membrane; late endosome. Lineage: Eukaryota; Metazoa; Chordata; Mammalia; Dasyuromorphia; Dasyuridae. The record is from RefSeq and is a predicted model, not a curated record. Gene Ontology annotation, biological process: endosome to lysosome transport; early endosome to late endosome transport; protein phosphorylation. Gene Ontology annotation, molecular function: actin binding; ATP binding; phosphatidylinositol binding. Bases 57 to 1796 code for a protein of 579 amino acids.